AUGCCGUUCAGUCCCACCCCCAGGGAGAUAGUCAUCCUAUGCGUUCUCUUCGUCUCUCUCCUCUACCUCUCCUCCAGCUUCACCCCAAGUGUCGAGAACGGCGUUUCUCAGGCACUCGACCGAUCAGGCUUUGUUGUCGACGAUGACUCCUCCGCCCUACCGAUGACUCUGGAGACGCAGUACACACUCCAAACGCUUAAUCCUCCACUUCACUGGGGAACAAGCCACGUUCCGGAGACGAAAGUUGUGGCUCAUGUUCCAGGCAACACAUUGCUAAUCAUAUGCACAGGAUGGACCAUCUUUGACAGGCUCUACCUCCUCAAUGGAACCCUGUACAUCGUGUCUGACGAGCCGGAAAACGUCCCGGAGCGGUUGUAUAUGAUCUCGAGCGGCAUCUUCAUCACAAGUGACCCUGCGGAUUCCCCACUACGUGCGCCGACGGACAAGCAAAUGCGAGUGAUCAGCACUGCUGAAGCCCACCAAUUGUUUGGAGCUGAGGCGGAGAGAAUGGACGGUGUCUCGUGGUUGGCGUACGACCCCAAGCAAUUCAUCACACAUUACUACCACUGGUCGGCCGAGCUUUUCUUCGGCUUUUGGAGGACAUACUCCUCGCUGGACCCCACAAUUCCUCCCUCCGGCGACACACAUCUCCCCGCUCCGCGCCGCAUGGUCUUCCCACACCUUGACGCUGCAAACUGGCGCGACUACGCAGCCAUGAACCAAUGGGUCGUCCGCGCCUGCUUCCCUUCAAUGUCGAUGGAGUUCAUGAACGACUGGAAAGAGCGAGCCGCCCUCGGCCGGGUGUUCGUGUUCGACCGCGUCGUGCUCGCCGACCGCGCAGCUGCUAUGAACGGCGAGAUGUACCUCCGCACGCAACGCACGGCGGCGAACGCGUUCUCGCUGCCCGGCAGUGUCAACUGGUGGACGACCAUCCGCAACAACGUCAUCGGCUUCUCAAUGCAAGAGGGCGACUACGACGUCUCGUCGGUCGACGCGGUCUCGACGAAGCCCGUCAUCACCUACGUCUCGCGUCAAGGCUGGACACGGAGGAAGCUUAUUCAGGCUGACCACGAGGUGCUCGUUGCAGAGUUAUAUAAGCUGCGCGACACGUACGGGUAUGAGGUCAACAUCGUGGAGAUGGACAAGCUCACGCGGAGCGAGCAGUUCCGCCUCGCCGCAAGGACGACGAUCAUGAUGGGUGUGCACGGAAACGGACUGACUGCGCUGUUGUGGAUGCGGCCUACGCCGCGGUCGACGGUGAUUGAGUUCUUCUACCCCGGAGGAUUCGCGCACGACUACGAGUAUACCACCCGCGCGCUGGGCAUGGUGCAUUACGGCUUCUGGGACGGCGACCACUUCACGCGGCCUGACGUCCCUCCCGUCAACUAUCCGGAAGGAUUCCAGGGCAACGAGAUCCCCAUCAACGGUGAAGCUGUUGCGCGAUUGGUGCAGGAGCGACUUACCCUGGCUGAGGAGAUGGAUGACUAG
This is a messenger RNA of Epithele typhae, 1488 nucleotides long. RefSeq lists its product as uncharacterized. Gene Ontology annotation, molecular function: protein O-acetylglucosaminyltransferase activity. The transcript is spliced from 6 exons. The record is from RefSeq and is a predicted model, not a curated record. Lineage: Eukaryota; Fungi; Basidiomycota; Agaricomycetes; Polyporales; Epitheliaceae. Gene Ontology annotation, cellular component: endoplasmic reticulum. Gene Ontology annotation, biological process: protein O-linked glycosylation via mannose. The coding region runs from base 1 to 1488 and encodes 495 amino acids.